Closterium sp. Naga37s-1 is the source of this 603-nucleotide messenger RNA. Lineage: Eukaryota; Viridiplantae; Streptophyta; Zygnematophyceae; Desmidiales; Closteriaceae. The record is from the annotation of a GenBank genome assembly.
AUGCGUCGGCUUGGGAGUUUGUCUUUUACUGGAUGUCGGCUUCCCUCUCCUUGCCGCCACCUCUGCUCCCAGGUGAAUUCCUUCUCCUUCUCCUUCUCCUCCUUCUCUUUCUUCUCCUUCUCCUUCUCCUCCUUCUCUUUCUUCUCCUUCUCCUUCUUCUCCUUCUCUUUCUUCUCCUUCUCCUUCUUCUCCUUCUCUUUCUUCUCUUUCUUCUCCUUCUCCUUCUUCUCCUUCUCCUUCUUCUCCUUCUCCUUCUUCUCCUUCUUUUUCUUCUCCUUCUCCUUCUUCUCCUUCUUUUUCUUCUCCUUCUCCUUCUUCUCCUUCUAUUUCUUCUCCUUCUCCUUCUUCUUUUCCCACUUCUCCUUCUCCUCCUUCCCGCCGCACAUCUCCUGCCUAUCCUUCCACCCCUCGUCCUUCUCCGCCCCUCGCCUCGCUGCUGCUACCUCCACGGGCUUGCUCGCAGUCUACUCCUCCUCUGCACAGCACAUCUCAUCCGUGCAUGACCUCUCUCCAGUGCUAGAGUGCUGCGUGGGAAGGAACGGGGUGGAGGGAAUGGCAUGGGGGCUAGAUAGAACGGCAGGGCAGGUGAGCGGAGAGGAGUAG